AUGAAAAGAAGGAUCGAGAAGUUUCUUCGCGCACCAAUAUUCAUGAAUUGAUACAUUUCUUAACGGCCAAGGCGUGAAUCGCCGCUAUCUACUACAUUUUCUAUCUAUUUAUCAAUCAAAUCAAAAUCAAAGUGUUGUUCGAAUUAUCACUGCAAAAGAGAAAAGAACUCAAAACAAAAUCAUGGAUGUAACAAUUGGAAGAGGAACAAUGCUUCCAUUACUAGCUCUUCACACUUUCACCGAAUAUUACAGAUCGGAAUCAAAACCACCCGUCACCGCCGCCUUAAUCGCCGCCAACACUCUCAUCUAUUUCCGACCUCAUUUCCUCCGUUCCAUCAUUCCUCCCAUCGAACAAGUCAUGUUCAACUCCCACGUCAUCCUUCAGAACAAGGAUUUGAAGCGAUUCUUCUUAUCGGCGUUUUACCAUACCGGAGAAUCUCACCUUGGUUACAACAUGAUAUCGCUUCUAUGGAAAGGGAUGCAAUUAGAAUCUUCAAUGGGAAGUGUUCAAUUCGCUUCUAUGGUAGCUUCUCUUCUUACUUUAUCACAAGGAAUAACCCUAAUUUUAUCCAAAUCGUUGCUUAUUUUUUUCGAUUACGAAAGAUCUUACUAUUAUGAAUACGCGGUUGGUUUCUCUGGUGUUCUUUUUGCAAUGAAAGUAGUUCUCAAUUCACAAUCAGAAGAUUACAGUAAUGUUUAUGGUGUUUUAGUUCCGUCGCGUUAUGCUGCUUGGGCUGAGUUGAUUUUGAUUCAAAUGUUUGUACCUGGUGUGUCUUUUAUUGGUCAUUUGAGUGGUAUACUUGCUGGACUUGUUUAUUUGAGAUUGAGAAGGAAUUUUUCGGGUGGUUUGAGUUCUGUUAUUAGGGGUUUUAGGUCUGUGUUGAAUUGGCCUGUGAGUUUUUUAGGUGAUUUGUUUGGGUUUCGGAGGGGACGGAUUACUGGUAGGGGGACCGUUGGCCGAGCUGGAAGGAGUGCUGCUGCUCGGCCGGCUGCUAAUUGGAGAUGUCAGGCGUGUACUUUUGAUAAUUCUGGUUUGUUGAGUGUGUGUGAAAUGUGUGGUACUGGUAGGGAUGGUGGUUCUUCUUUGCAACAGGAUCCCCGUGAUUACUAUGAUUCUGAUGGGCUUCCUUUGGAUGAAUUGCGCCGCAGGAGAAUUCAAAGAUUUGGUAGGUGACGAAAUGUUAUCGUGAUGAUGAUAGAAAUAAAACUUCAACAAAUAAUACAAUUGUCAGUUGGAUGUAGAAAUUUAGUUGUUGUAAUAAAAAAUUAAAAAUAAAUUUAGUUGUUCAUACUAGUAUUAGAUAUUUUGAAAAAAAUACUAGUAUUGGAUAUCAUAAAUUGUUUCUUAUGUAUGUAGGUGGAUAUAACUUUGUUGUGUAACUAUGAGCUGAUACUGUAACGAGUUAUUUUAGUAAGUUACAUAACAUCUUGGUACAUGAAACAAUUGAUCCUUUUCUUCUGAGAUUGGUUUAGCAUUA
Molecule: messenger RNA, 1478 nt
Organism: Trifolium pratense (red clover)
Lineage: Eukaryota; Viridiplantae; Streptophyta; Magnoliopsida; Fabales; Fabaceae
Product: rhomboid-like protein 14, mitochondrial
Exons: 2
Coding region: 182-1174 (330 amino acids)
Cellular component (GO): membrane
Molecular function (GO): serine-type endopeptidase activity
Source: RefSeq, a predicted model, not a curated record